This is a messenger RNA of Panicum hallii, 940 nucleotides long. RefSeq names its product 60S ribosomal protein L9-like. Gene Ontology annotation, biological process: cytoplasmic translation. The record is from RefSeq and is a predicted model, not a curated record. Lineage: Eukaryota; Viridiplantae; Streptophyta; Magnoliopsida; Poales; Poaceae. The transcript has 3 exons. Gene Ontology annotation, cellular component: cytosolic large ribosomal subunit; ribosome. Bases 101 to 673 code for a protein of 190 amino acids. Gene Ontology annotation, molecular function: structural constituent of ribosome; rRNA binding.
UCGCCGCCGCUCCUUCGAGCACACAAACCCUCCUCGCCUCCGCCGCCGCUGCCCCGCCGUCGCCGAGGAGAAGGAGGAGGAAGAAGAAGCACCGGCCAAGAUGAAGACCAUUCUGGCGUCGGAGACGAUGGACAUCCCGGAGGAGGUCACGGUGAAGGUGGCCGCCAAGGUGGUGACGGUGGAGGGCCCCCGCGGGAAGCUCACCCGCAACUUCAAGCACCUCAACCUCGACUUCCAGCUGCAGGAGGGCGGCCGGAAGCUCAAGGUUGACGCCUGGUUCGGCACCCGACGCACCAUGGCCGCCAUCCGCACCGCCAUCUCCCACGUCCAGAACCUCAUCACCGGCGUCACCAAGGGAUACCGCUACAAGAUGAGGUUCGUCUACGCUCACUUCCCCAUCAACGCUUCCAUCACCAACGGCAACACCGCCAUCGAGAUCAGGAACUUCCUGGGCGAGAAGAAGGUCAGGAAGGUGGACAUGCUUGAGGGUGUGACCAUCUUGCGGUCCGAGAAGGUCAAGGAUGAGCUCAUCCUCGACGGCAACGACAUCGAGCUCGUCUCUCGCUCUGCCGCCCUCAUCAACCAGAAAUGUCAUGUGAAGAACAAGGAUAUCAGAAAGUUCUUGGAUGGCAUCUACGUCAGUGACAAGGGUGCCAUUAACGAGGAGCAGUGAGCUUCAUUAUCUGCCUAGUCAUUAGCUAAAAAUGCCUGGAGACGGUCCUGGAGUGCUGUUUCUGUAUGCUGUGUUUCUAUCAUCCUUUGGGUUGAAAUUUUCUGAGACUGAAUUUUGUACUGGGUUAGGAUGUGUUAUGGAGCCUGCUAUCUUAUCCUACAUAUCUUUGUCUCUGUUUAAGAGUCUGAACCUUGUUUAUCAUCCCCUAAAGAUAGUUGACUGCAAGCAUUCGUGGUUGAAACAAAGAUGAGAUUUUGUUAAUCUGCA